Theobroma umbraticum is the source of this 2065-nucleotide messenger RNA. It is a transcript of the gene SGB1, whose product is annotated as Major facilitator superfamily protein. Gene Ontology annotation, molecular function: hexose transmembrane transporter activity. Gene Ontology annotation, biological process: monosaccharide transmembrane transport. Gene Ontology annotation, cellular component: membrane. NCBI's taxonomy places the organism in Eukaryota, Viridiplantae, Streptophyta, Magnoliopsida, Malvales, Malvaceae. The record is from RefSeq and is a predicted model, not a curated record.
AGUGACAGUGCGUAUGUUAGCAACAAUCAUCAGGCAACUACUCGCCUUCCUUCCCGGUGCAAUAUAGCGACCUGUCUGUUUCCUUCUUUCCUUUUUCUCCUUUCGCCAUUUCUGAUUCCUCUCUUCACCUCAUUUUCAAGCUCUUGUCUUAAUAAAUUCUAAAGUCGCCAUUCUGGAGCAUUUCCAAAGUUAAUGCUCUCAUUUCUAAUUACAGUUGACAGCAGAAAGUUUUGUAUUUGGUUCUGGAGACGGUGCCUAUAACAACAUGGCAAUGCGAGGGCGACACCUCGAUGCUUAUUCCAUGUACAAGCGUGGUUCCAAAGACUAUAUCAAUGCCAAUGACAAAGAGCAAGCACGUUCGCUGAAUGGAGCUGGCAAAGAUAUUGGAAACCCUUCUUGGAACCGUUCGUUCCCACAUAUACUCGUGGCAACCUUAUCUUCCUUGUUAUUUGGUUACCAUCUGGGAGUAGUUAAUGAAACACUUGAAAGUAUGUCACAUGACCUUGGUUUUCAUGGGAAUACCAUGGCUGAAGGUCUGGUUGUAAGUACAUGUUUAGGGGGUGCCUUUGUUGGAUCGCUGUUCAGUGGUUCGAUUGCAGAUGGGGUUGGGCGACGCAGGGCAUUCCAACUAUGUGCUUUACCUAUGAUAAUUGGGUCUUCAAUGAGUGCAACAGCAAAAAACCUUUGGGGCAUGCUUCUAGGGAGGCUAUUUGUUGGAAGCGGAAUGGGUAUUGGCCCACCUGUUGCUGCUCUUUAUGUGACAGAGGUUUCUCCAGCUUAUGUAAGGGGUACUUACGGAAGCUGCACUCAAAUUGCUACAUGCCUAGGAUUGAUGGGUGCUCUAUUUAUUGGACUCCCUGCUAAGGAAACUGAGGGUUGGUGGCGAAUAUGUUUUUGGGUAUCUGCUGUUCCUGCUGCUAUGCUUGCUCUUUUUAUGGAGUUUUCUGCAGAGAGCCCUCAUUGGCUUUUCAAGAGAGGAAGAGGUGCUGAUGCUGAAGCUGAGUUUGAGAAACUUUUGGGAGGACCAUAUGUCAAAGGUGCAAUGGCUGAAUUGUCAAAGUCAGAUAGAGGGGAUGAGGCAGAUUCAGUCAGGUUCUCAGAGCUUCUUUAUGGCCGUCAUCGUAAAGUUAUUUUCAUUGGGUCUACCCUUUUUGCCUUACAACAGCUCUCUGGUAUAAAUGCUGUAUUCUAUUUCUCAUCAACUGUCUUUAAAAAUGCCGGUGUACCUUCAGAGUCUGCAAACAUAUGUGUGGGAAUUGCCAACUUGAUAGGAUCAUUUGUUGCGUUGCUUUUGAUGGAUAAACUGGGAAGGAAGUUACUUCUCAUUGGAAGUUUUUCAGGCAUGGCAGUGGCAAUGGGUCUUCAGGCAACUUCAGCUAGUUCCUUAGUCUCGAGCAGCAAUGAAGUUUAUAUGUCUGUUGGAGGCAUGCUGUUGUUUGUCUUGACCUUUGCAAUGGGUGCUGGGCCAGUCCCUGGUCUCCUCCUAUCAGAAAUGUUUCCUAGUCGGAUUAGGGCAAAGGCAAUGUCAAUUUGCAUGGCUGUCCACUGGGUGAUAAAUUUCUUUGUUGGCCUGUUGUUUUUGCGGUUACUGGAGCAGAUUGGACCAUUAGUCCUGAAUACAAUUUUUGGCACCUUUUGUUUGGUGGCAGUAAUUUUCGUGAAGAAAAACGUGUUGGAAACUAAAGGAAAAUCACUUCAAGAGAUUGAAAUUGCAUUUCUUCCACCAGAAUAGAGGGAGCUGCUGAAUAGUAAGUGGUUCAAUGCACCCAUGUCUCUUGUAUCAAAUUCUGCCUGGAUACAAAUACAAAGAUACAGACUUUGCUAAAUGAUGUCACAGAUGGAGUAAUUGGAAAGAACACAUUCAUUCAGUGCUCACUCUCCAAGGCCCAUGUAUAUUCUAAGAGCGUUUCAUUUUUUUUCUUUUUUUUGGUCUUUUUAAUACUGGGUGAGCACAUUUCCUGCUGGAAAUUAAAGUAGCAUAUACAUCCAAACGUGUUUUCACACGGAAUAAUAUGUUCAGCUUCAAUAUAGUUAAUCAAUGAUAGAACCUCUUUUUUUUGAUGUC